Molecule: messenger RNA, 1834 nt
Organism: Lutzomyia longipalpis
Lineage: Eukaryota; Metazoa; Arthropoda; Insecta; Diptera; Psychodidae
Gene: spidey
Product: very-long-chain 3-oxoacyl-CoA reductase
Exons: 4
Coding region: 564-1511 (315 amino acids)
Cellular component (GO): endoplasmic reticulum
Molecular function (GO): oxidoreductase activity
Source: RefSeq, a predicted model, not a curated record
GGAAACGAACAGUCAAAGAGGGGACAUCCAUCAGAGUGGGGCUUUCUCUCUCUGCGUUAUCAGCCGGCGCAGAGUGAAAUUUUCAACGCGAAAACUUUCAUUUUAGUGUAAACAGGAAAGUGAAUCGGGUGCCUUCGUAGGUGCCAUUGUGACGUUCUCUCGUGAAAAAACGGAAGAAGACAUAAUAAAAGAAAAAUUUCGAAAUCAUUUUUCGCUUUUCCCCAUUUUUCCCUAUUCUACAAUACAACCAACCACCACAUGCUUGCCAGAAAAACAUUUGAAAAUUCAACUACAGAUAGCAGCAUUACAUAAUACGGUCUCCUUAUCACUCUCACGGUGUCCCAAAGUGAUUAUAUUUCCCUCAUAUAUCGUGCAAUUGUGUGUGCGCUAGUCGACACCCGACUACGUGUAAUUUUUCGGUGUUUCAACUGUGAAUUAUAUUUUUCCCCAUACACUACCCAUCAAUAUAUAGCACAGAGAGCACGUUUUGUCACACAAAGUUUUGCAAAAUAAAAUAGAAGAAAAAAAUUCAACACACUUUCCGGCAUAGAGAGAAAGAGAAAAUGGCGAUUUUUGAUUAUUUUGGAGUUUUGUGCAUCAUCAUUGUUAUCCUACAGCUACUCCGGAUUGUCCUCCCGUGGAUUUAUGAGAACUUCCUGGGACCAUGUGUACUUGGGUGUCGUAUUAAAUUGAGUGCAAUGGGUGAAUGGGCGGUGGUGACCGGUGCGACGGAGGGCAUCGGAAAGGCAUACGCCAAUGAGCUGGCCAAAAAUGGACUGAAAGUCGUCCUUAUUAGUCGAUCACUGCCGAAGCUUGAGGCUGUUGCAAAGGAAAUCGAAACUAAGCACAACGUUGAGACAAAGGUGAUUAAUGUGGACUUUACGGGUGGUCAGGAGAUUUAUGCAACGAUCGAGAAGCAAAUUAAGGAGCUGGAGAUUGGGGUUCUUGUCAACAAUGUGGGUAUGAGCUACAGCAAUCCAGAAUACUUUUUGGAUGUUCCAAAUAAGGAGGAAUUCCUCCGGAAUCUCGUUACGUGCAAUGUAAACUCCGUGACAGGAAUGUGUUUACUCGUGAUGCCCGGCAUGGUUAGCCGGAAGCGUGGGGUGAUUAUCAACAUUUCCUCCCUUGCGGCAAAGAUUCCAAAUCCCUUGCUGACCGUAUAUGCAGCCACCAAGGCUUUUGUGGACAAAAUGUCGGAGGAUUUGCAGACGGAAUAUCGCAAAGAAGGGAUUGUCGUACAAUCAGUCCUUCCGGGAUUCGUCGCUACCAACAUGUCCAAGAUUAAACGCCCAACUUGGCUCGCACCAUCCGCUCAGCAGUACGUAGUAGCUGCUCUGAGGCGUCUUGGAAUUGCUGAACACACCACCGGAUACUAUCCACAUGCCCUGAUGAAGUUAAUCAUCGAUACGAUGGCUUUCUUUGCACCAGUCAGCACCAGACGCCUUGUCCUUUCGCAACUUGCCAAUAUUCGUAGACGUGCCAUCAAGAAGGACGCCAAUAAGGUGAAAUAAUCCCACCCUCCUUCACGUACAGAAAUCACCUUUCCUUGGGUGCUUUUGUUAAAGAAUUUAUCAGGAAUUUCUGCAUUUUCUUGCCAUUUUGGGAUUAUUUAUUACUUUUGGGAUUAUUUACCUGGUGAUUUAGCACUAUUUAUUAGCUUUCUCUAACGAAUUUUCCCCCCACAACUCUCUCUAAAACUACUUUCCUCUGGGACUUUACACACCUUUACCUCCUGGACGUGGCCAAAGAUUCUCUUCUAACGCAAUUUAUAGUAAAUAAGAGAUUAAAAAAAAAAGAAUGUAGUUUUGCGCAAAAUAAACUUCUAAACACCUAA